CUCUCAGAGAGCUGCACACUUCUCUGCCGAUAGACCCUGGUUGCCCUCACACUGGUGCACAACACAGGUGUGACUGCAUCUGACCUGUUAAUCAUCAGCGCGGUACAGACAUCAGUUUCAGUCUUUAUCUCAGACAUUUGACUUACACUUGGCUAUCUGCUUUUAUCUGCUUUGUGCAUCUUUGGCAGCUCCACUUUAGGAGCACUUUUGGACUUUCUGAUUCAGACCAGUUACAGAGCAGCACAUUUUUAAGUGUGCAUUGACAAAAAGCUAGAAAGAUGAAUUUUGAUGAAAUUCUCAGUCUUAUUGGAGGCUUUGGGAAGUUCCAGAAGAUCUUGUACGUAUGGAUCUGUCUACCUCAGAUCUUUCUAGCGUUCCACAUGCUGGUCUCUGUCUUCACUGGAGCUGUUCCUCCACAUUUAUGCCGCUCCUCGUGGCCCUCAGCGGGUGCUCCAGCCUCUUCAAACUUCAACUUCAGCCAUUUAUCUGCCCCUGGUGGUCAGCCUGACCUGUCCUGCUCUGUUCCAUUGAACCACAGCAUUGCUGUGUCUCUUGACAGUGGACACCCUACUGGGAGCUGCCAGGGCGGCUGGGAAUACAGCAAAGAGACCUUCCAAAGCACCAUAGUAACUGAGUGGGACCUGGUUUGUGACAGCGCCAGCCUGAACAACGUGGGCUCCUCCAUAUACAUGCUUGGCCUCCUAGUUGGAGCUGUUGUCUUUGGGAGCUUAGCUGAUAAGUACGGUCGCAGGAUAGUCAUUCUCUUGAACCUGGCUAUCCAGGUCAUCUUUGGGGUUGGUGCUGCUUUCGCCCCUAAUUUCUACGUCUACACUGCCCUUCGCUUUAUGAUUGGAACAUCCAUCUCUGGUGUCAUCAUGAAUGCCUUUGUCCUAGGCACAGAAUGGACAGGAUCUAAGCAGCGGAUGUUGGCUGGUAUAAUCACCGACUACUUUUUCGGCGUUGGCUACAUUCUGCUUGCCGGGGUGGCAUACCUCAUAAGAGACUGGCGUAAACUGCAGCUGGCUAUCUCAGCGCCUGGUUUCCUCUUCAUCUUUUACAUCUGGGUGUUGCCAAAGUCAGCCCGCUGGUUAAUGGCUAAUGACAGACAAGAGGAAGCAUGGGAACUGAUCCGGAAAGCAGCGCAGAUGAAUGGAAAGCCCCUCACCAAACAAUUAGAGAUCUGUCAGGUUUAUAAAAUUGAAGAGAAAACUGAGGAGAAGAAAAAAUACUCAUUCAUAGACCUUGUUCGAACCCCCAAAAUGAGGAAGCAUUCUCUGAUUGUUUUUUAUCUGUGGUUUGCCAAUGUGCUCGUGUACUACGGCCUGUCUCUCAACAUUUCUGACUUUGGAAUGAACAUCUAUCUGACCCACAUGAUCUUUGGCCUGGUGGAGAUGCCUGCACGCACCAUCACCCUGUUCACCCUCAACCGCUCCCGCAAGAUCUCCCAGCUGGCCUUCCUAGCUGUGGGUGGCACAGCCUGCCUGCUCACCAUCUUCAUCCCCAGUGACCUGUCUGUCAUUAAAACCGUGCUGGCCAUGAUUGGGAAGUUUGGGAUCACAGCCUCUCUUUCCAUUAUUUACGUGUACUCAGCGGAGGUGUUCCCCACUAUUAUCAGACAGAAUGGGAUCGGUAUUGGCUCCAUGUGCGCUCGGAUCGGAGGAGUCCUGGCUCCCAUGCUGUACCUUCUGAGGAGCAUGAGUCCGCACGCUCCCAUGGUGCUGUGUGGCCUCUGCCCUCUGCUGGGCUCUGUCCUCACCCUGCUGCUACCCGAGACAGCCAACAAGCCCCUGCCUGACACCAUCGAAGACGUAGAGGGAUCUGACCUCAGUGAGAACGGCGGUCUGAAGCAAGUCGUCUUUGAGAAGGACGUCGUCGGCAGCACCAGGAUUGACUGCUGAGAUGAGCUGCUACAUCUCAUGAGACAGUCACUACUUUUCAGGCCUUUUCCAAAGGCAAACGUCUAUGCUUCCAGGGGAAGUUAACAUGGGACUUUGUUUUUCAGAUUCUGAACACUACAGCAGUUUGUGUUGAAGUGUUUUUACUCUUUUUCACUAUAUUUUGUAUAAGUUUGUUUUUAUAUGUUGUCUUUGUAUUUGCAUGUUAAAUAUCAUCAUCUUAUAUUUUUUGUAAGUGGAAUGGAACAACUAAUAUUAAUACAAUUAAUAUUGUAAUAUUAAGAAUAAAAUGUACAGAGAAAAUUAACUCCAUAGUCUUGAACAAUGUAUGGGGUGCACCAUUGUGGGAAGGAUCCAAAACAAACAGGCACACCAGCUCUCACAGAUAAAUGUACUUAUUUAAUGUGGGGAUAAGGAACAGAAACACGUGUUUCAGCCACAAAGCAUCAUCAACAUGAUGAAAGAAGCAGGAAGCAGCACAGAAUCAAAUAUAGCCCACUUUAUACCUUUGUGUGUAUAUAUAUGCAAAUGACAAGGUGGUAUUUAUGCAUUACACACCCAGGCACGGUUGUACAGUCUCAAAGUAAAAUCUUCUAUCCAUGUGCAGGUAAAACUUGAGUCCUCAAGGAGCCAUUUUAGCUACAAACUGGUGCCAUUACAGAUGUAUAAGACCUGAUAAAAACACUAAUCUAAAGAGAGAGCUUCCUCCUCUUUCAGCUGUCGUAGCACCACAAGAAUUCCAGGUAAGGUGUUUUUAUACACAAUGCUUAUAAUUGAAGUAUAGUUUACAAGGGUAUGUUGCAGGUAUAGACUGUAUGAAAUAAUGGACAUAGCCACCAUGAUAUCACCCAUUGGUUUGUGGAAUCUUGUUUUGAAGCUUUGCCCUUUGGCCAUCGCCAUCUUAGAUUUUUAGGGAGCCAGGAGUGACAAUAUUAGGACAAGACGGUGGCGAUAACACUUGCUACUAGCUUAGUUAGCAUGGUGCGUUUACAGCUAUGGUUCUGUGAUAAUAGUAAUGCUAAUGCUAAUUUUCUUGAGCAAAACACAGGCUUAAAAACAAAAUGUACUUUCCGGAAAAACUGAGCACUCGACUCUGUAGAGAGUCUUUUAGUACAUCCAAACACUGAGCAAGACUUUUUAGGCCACAUUAAACGUUGCAAUUAACUUUCAUGACCUAAAAACACACUGUAACUGUGGAUUCCCACCAAAAGCUUCAUGAGCGUCAUAAGCAGCCGGCAGCCAUUCAUUUUCAGUGCACGCUGGCGACAAAGGGCGUCAGGGGCGUCGGCUGCAGCGAGCCACGCGAUGCCAGCGGCCAGAGCGUCAAGUACAAGUUGAGAGAAGCUGAACUUUAUGCAAAUGAGCAGCACAGCCGCCGAAGCAGCAGCCAAUUGCAGACCGGGUUUGCAGGACCCUGUGGAUCCAGACAGACCGAUGGCUGCAUUUCCUCAGCAAAUACGGCGAUGCAAUACAAAGGAGGCUUCCGAAAGUGCGAUCCAUGGUGAAAGAGGAAACCAAAGAUGUGCAUGCUAUACAUAUAGGCUACGCUUAUUUCCCUCCAGAUAAGCUCCCGCUAAUAAAAAACUCAUAAAGGCUAUACGACUGUGUUUUUUGGCGUUCAUUUAAUCGUGUAAUGAAAGUCAUGAAGAAUACAUAGUGAAGACAUAAAUGAUAGUAUAUUUGUUCAUCCUUGUAAAGUGCAUAGCCGGUCAGCCUUGAUGGACACAUCUGCAACGCCCGGCCCCGCCCCUUUGGCCUCUGCAAGCGCCUGCUAGAGCUGGCAGUGUGAGCGAUGUCAGAGCGACCAGAGCGCCCGCAGGCGACCAUGAAGCUCUUGGUGGGAAUCCCCAGUAAUAGUGACAGGUACGGUGAAGAGGUAAAAAAACAAUGUCCGAACUCAUUCUAAUGAGUCUUCACCUAUUUUUCUUAAUCCUUCCAACUAAAGCCAGAACAUAAUGGUGUAUUACCCAGGCAUGUGUGGACAUGACUUCAUAAUGGUGUAAUGUCUUGGGCAAGUCUGGACAUGCACAGUCAUGGUCUAACUUGUCCCUCCAAAAUGUUCAGGCCUAAACCUACUCUAUUUUUUUCACACAGUAUCACUGUAUUCCUAAUAAUGUUACCAGAUCAGAUGCGACACAUAUUCAAUACAUGACUAGAUAUGUGGAUGACUGCAUUAGUAUGUAUUUACUAGGUAUGUGGAUACGUACGUUGAUUAAUACAUUCCAUCACACUUUUAAUCAGCCAAGGGUUGUUUUACACAACAACGGCUACAUCUAUAUUUUGUGAAUCGGGCUACGCCAUGGAUACAUCACCUAACCAGUGCAGUUGCCGACAGCACCCACCUGUCACUCAAAGUGGCCACGCCCUUACAUAUGCACAACUUUAGGCCUUAGUAACAUUUAAGUGGAUGAGUUGUAAUAAAAUUCAUCCCCCGUCGUACAGUUGUCAUGCAUGGGGAAAUUAUUCCCUGGAAAUCCAGAGUUCUCGCGAGAGCACAAUUUGAAUUUGCUCAGCGAGUCACUCUGGCAUGAUGCUCAUUACCUAUGCCCAUGAAACCGAGCUGCACCAAUCACAUCGGUGUAUCUGAUAUAGGCGGGCCAGAGGCGAGCUAAACAGAUGAUGACAGCGCUGCGACGAUGAAGUCCGGAAUCAGUCAGUAAACACUGCAAGAUGGCUACGGAUGAACACCAGUUGUUUGAAACGGCUUUGGCUGCUAAAAUGAACGAGUUAGACUUGGCUUUUUCUCUAAAAGAGGCGCAGAAGACGGCGCUCGAAUCUUUCCUUAACAAGAAGGACGUUUUUGCUGUUUUGCCGACCGGAUACAGCAAGAGUCUAAUCUACCAGUUAGCUCCGCUGGUAGCGCUCUGGAUACGUCACCCCGUGUAUUGUUCUGAUUGGUCGUAGUGUUAUCCAAUUGCGUGCAGUGAUAUUUUCAAAUGCAUGCUUGGUGCCGCCCCUCGAGUUGGGCCAUUUGUAUUACUCAUAGCCAGACCCUAAAUCUUUCUAGAUUUGGGUCUGGAUUUCCAGGCUGGGGAAAUUAGCUAUAGAGACCAAAAACGUUUUUUGUACCAGGCUGUAAAUGUGUUUAUUUCUGUUGGAAUGGAGGUCUAUGGGGAUUGAAGCCAACCUCAAGUGGUCAUAAGCGGAACUGCAGUUUUGGCACUUCAUGUUGGCUUUGUUUUUUAGUCUCAAAGGCUGUUGCUUGGCUUCAGGCCUUAAAGCUGCAUUCAUUCAUUAUUUUUUGGUCACUUGGGGACAACAGAGCAAACUGUUAACACAUCAUUGACAUAUUAUCACCAUAUAAAGCUAUCUCAGCAUGUCAGCAAAUAGUCACAUCAAGCAGACACAGAGCAACAUUAGCAUUUAUUCUGAGUGUGUUUAUGGCAGAUGUAAGCCAGGUCUAACAUCUGGUGGGAAGUCUCAAACCAGAGCAGCACAGGCUAUUACUGCAGCAGACUAAUGGCCAUUGUUGUGGAAUAGUUUCUUUUCUCAAACUCAGCUUGUUUGUGUUUUAAAUCCCUCUGCGGGCAGUAAGUAACUCCUUAUCUCUUGUGCAAACACACUCCUCCACACCUGACUUGGGGCUUAGUUUGAGAUGAUACACUCCCAAAGAAAACACGUCCCCAUCAGGAUGUUUGUUCAAAAGCACCGACCAUACAGUCUGGCCUGCCGUGGGGUGCUAUUGUCAUGUCACGUCUCUAAACAUAAAUCCUGUCCAAUACUGGCCAAACUUUGCUGACCCCAGAUUGUAAAGGUUUGGUUUGGUUCUCACCUCCGUCUGUAGCUUUGAAUCUACAAUACAUGUUAAAAAAACUGGUAAUCCUGCAGUGAUAAAGUGGCUAUCGUAUGUCCUCUGUCAGUGCAGCCAGUGAAAGCCCAUUAAACUCAUCAUCCCAGUAGCAGUAUUAUCAAGCAGCAUAUUUAUAGUAAUAUCCAACAGCAGGAGCUGUCUCUAAAGAAAUGGUGUGAGUAUUAAAAUCUUUUCUGACAGCUCAUCAACAACAACCAGAAGUACUGACUGAAGUUAAAACACUUACAUGUUUGACUUGGCUCUAAUGUGUAUUAUUUUUUGAAUUUUUUGUAUUUUGUCAUGAUUGUAUCAAUGCAUCUAUAUACUUUUACGUUUAUAUACAGAGAUUUCCAGAACCAAAGUGUGUGACUCAGCUUGUUGCUGUGAAUGUUUUCUAGGCUUUAUUUGUACAGUAAAGAUUUGUUAGCAGAGUUUAUGUGAUGCACUUCUUUUAGGUUACACAAGCAAUGGGUUGUGGGAAGAAGCUCAAAUUAAGUAUUAGAAAUUGCCAGCAGGAAGUACGUCUUAUUAGCUAAUGUGUUUAAUUUAAAAUGUUGUUAGAUGAGACUAUAAAAUAAGGUUGGGUUUUCCUGGAUGACAACAUUACUACAUGUCACAUAGCAAUGUCUUGAAAUUAUUGAUUUUAUGAAAAUAGAUGGCAGUAACGUGGAUGCAAAAAUAAAUCUAACCUGUUGUAGUUGCUUUAUAAAUAAUUUCCCUCUACAAUUUCCAACAUUUGCUUGUUGGUCUACUGCUGUUCUUCCCAAAAUGGGGGACAUGACCAGAGGGAGUUUAAGGGAAAAAUUAAGUGGACUUUUUAAAUUGUUCAACACAGCUGAAACGGAAAACAUCACUACAACACUUCAUGAGACUGAGUUUAUCUGGCGCCCAGUAAUUUAAGAAUUCCCUCGAAAAAUGACCAUCUGUACAUCAUGUUGGAUUUGUGAAGAAAAAAUAGUUUUAUAUGUGUCUCCAAAGUGAACGAAGAAUCCAAAAACUGAGAAAAUUCUUGAUGGGUUGAAGUAAAUGGGGGCCAUGUUUAACAAUAGCAAAACAAAAUCAAAAGAUCCGUAGACAAACUCUCACACAACUCAUGUAGUAUUGCUGUUUGUUCUUGCAUGCCUCCAUAGUGAAUGAAGAAUCCAAAAAAAGUCUUGAUGAGUGAAGUCAUAGGGGUCCUCCUAACUAUAUCAGAAUAUCCAUUAACAUAUUCUCAUAAAAUUAAUGCAGUAUAAUCCAAGUCUCAUUUGUCCAGUCAUAUGCUCAGUACUUCCCAAACACAUGCAUUUUCACUAAAACCUUACUAUUUAAAACUAAACUGAAUUGCUCUUUUUUUUUUAUGAAAAUGCGUGUUUAGGAUAAAAGAGAUGUGGAUUAUACUGCACAAGUUGUAUAAGAGUUUGUAAACAGAUGUUUUGAUGUGGUUUUGCUGGUGUCCAACUUGGUCCCCAAUCAAUCAGUCAAUAUGUUCACUGUUUUAUGUGGAGACAUUCAGGAAAUACAAAGUUUUCUUCAUCAGUUCAAGGUAACACAACAUGACUGAUUUACAAAUGGUCAUUUUGUGAGUGAGGUAUUCCUUUAAGCAAUAAUGUAAUAAAAUGUCUUGAUUGGUAAUGUUUUAACAAUACUGAUAAUGUUAACCCUUUCAGGUGGAUCUCUUUAAAUAAAAUCUAUAAGGAAAUCAUUUUGACAGAUGUAAAAAUGUAAAUGUAUUUUUUAUUCUUCAAAAAAGUUUGCUUUCUUUCUCUGAAGUGUAAAGUGUGCAUGACACUAUUAGUAACAUGUUGGCUAACAUUUGACACUAGUGUCAUGUUUAGAAAUAUAAUAUCUAUGUAAAAUUUGAAAUUUCUAAUUUCUU
Messenger RNA from Epinephelus moara (kelp grouper), 7543 nucleotides. RefSeq lists its product as uncharacterized. The record is from RefSeq and is a predicted model, not a curated record. The coding region runs from base 279 to 1898 and encodes 539 amino acids. Gene Ontology annotation, biological process: transmembrane transport. Lineage: Eukaryota; Metazoa; Chordata; Actinopteri; Perciformes; Serranidae. Gene Ontology annotation, molecular function: transmembrane transporter activity. The transcript is spliced from 10 exons. Gene Ontology annotation, cellular component: membrane.